GUUUUACUGGGACCUGUGUAUGUUGUUACUACUAGUGGCCAACCUGAUCAUCUUGCCUGUGGCGAUAUCUUUCUUCAACGACGACCUCAGCACACGCUGGAUAGCGUUCAACUGUCUAUCGGACACUAUCUUCCUUAUCGACAUCAUUGUUAACUUUAGAACAGGCAUUAUGCAUCAAGAUAAUUCAGAACAAGUCAUCUUAGACCCUGCGCUAAUAGCGAGGCAUUAUUUGCGGACGUGGUUCUUCCUUGACCUCAUAUCUUCCAUACCACUCGACUAUAUUUUUCUCAUCGUGAAUCAGAUCUACAAGAACCGCGCGGACAAUGAAUCCGGUCAGGACUUCACGGAAAGCUUCCAGAUCCUGCACGCGGGCCGGGCGUUGCGCAUCCUGCGACUGGCCAAGCUGCUCAGCCUGGUGCGCCUGCUGCGUCUGUCGCGCCUCGUCCGCUACGUCAGCCAGUGGGAGGAGGUCUAUAUAUUGCAGAAGCACCAAAAGCAGGCCCGUCAAAGGCGAGAGACGAAGGCAGACGCUCCUAAAAGUAAAGCCAAGUUCAAAUCCAGUGUUUUGGUGAAGUUCCUGAACAUGGCGUCAGUGUUUAUGCGCAUCUUCAACCUGAUCUCCAUGAUGCUGCUCAUCGGACACUGGUCUGGCUGCCUUCAGUUUCUCGUACCCAUGAUGCAGGGUUUCCCACCCAACUCUUGGGUGGCCAUCAAUGAGCUCCAGGGCGCCUAUUGGCUGGAGCAGUACUCCUGGGCCCUGUUCAAGGCCAUGUCACACAUGCUGUGUAUAGGUUACGGCCGGUUUCCGCCCCAGUCCCUCACGGACAUGUGGCUGACCAUGUUGUCCAUGGUCAGCGGCGCCACCUGCUACGCCAUGUUCCUGGGCCACGCCACCAGUCUCAUACAGAGCCUGGACUCGUCGCGCAGGCAAUACCGCGAAAAGUUGAAACAGGUGGAAGAGUACAUGGGGUACAGGAAGCUGCCCCGCGACCUGCGGCAGCGCAUCGCUGAGUACUUCGAGCACCGGUACCAGGGCAAGUUCUUCGACGAGGAUAUGAUUCUCGGCGAGCUGUCGGAGCGGUUGCGAGAGGACGUCAUCAACUAUAACUGCCGGGCGCUGGUCGCGUCCGUGCCGUUCUUUGCCAACGCCGACCCCCAGUUUGUGACCGAUGUGGUCACAAAGCUGGCCUACGAAGUGUUCCAGCCAGGCGACAUCAUCAUCAAGGAGGGCACCAUCGGCAACAAGAUGUACUUCAUCCAGGAGGGCAUAGUGGACAUCAUCAUCAACGGCGAGGUGGCCACGUCGCUCAGCGACGGCUCGUACUUCGGCGAGAUCUGCUUACUGACCAACGCUCGCCGCGUGGCCAGCGUGCGAGCCGAAACCUACUGCAACCUGUUCUCGCUCUCCGUCGAGCACUUCAACGCGGUGCUCGACAGCUACCCACUGAUGCGGCGCACCAUGGAGAGUGUUGCCGCCGAGAGGCUGAACAAAAUCGGCAAGAACCCGAGCAUCGUGUCGAACCGUGAGGACCUGCAGACCGACUGCCGGACGGUGAGCGCCCUGGUGAGCGCUAUCGCCGUCCAGGAGCCGGACGUCGGCCCCAGCUCCGACGACGACUCGGAACCACAGCACAACAGCAUCAGCCUGCACCACCUGUCCAUCGGCCGGGCGCUGGCGCGCCUGCCGCGCCCCAAGUCCGAGAACAACUUUGCGCGCGCCGAGGAGGCGACGCGCCGCGCCGGCAGCCACCGGCCGUCUUUCCACAAGUCGGACAUUAUCUUCAAGUCGGAGGUGGGGCACGGCUGAGGCCGGCCGGGGCCGUGCGCCGGCACUGCGCACCCGGAGACGCCCAAUCAAACCCGGCCGACGGCCGAGCCGGCGGCCCCACCGCGCGCCGGGCCGCAAGCCGUUGUUGAUUUUGUAUUGUUUUACAUAGGGCGUGUUGCGGCGCCGUGCGUCGCGGGUAGUGUGGGGCGGCGCCAUUUCGGCCGCGCCGGGGAGGGCGCGCCAGCUUUUUCGUCGUCUCGUGAGCCCCGACCCCGGCCGCCGAGUCGCGGCAGCGACGGUCCGCGCGCCCCGACCCCUCGCCAGUCGCCCGCGGUAGAAAAGUGCCUGGUCCAUGGAAACAAUGCAGGUCUUCAGAGUGAUAUAUUGGUGUCUGGUGUCUUCGCGGUGACUGUCGAAUCUCACAGAGGGUGUAACCGACCGGUUAAGGGGCGUGGACCGUCGCUGCACCCCUCCCCAGAUCUCACCGAAUCACGCGCAAACUGGUGUGUCGUAGGCCUCAACACCGCUCCAUCCUGUUUUGAUGUAGCCUAGGUGCCUGGAGCGAUGUUCAAUUUUCGAGCAACGGGCUGGCCACCAGCGUCCUCUGCGGUCGCACUUGUGGGGACAUCUGAGUAAAGGUGGCGCUGCGUGCAGACGGAAUUUUUUCAUUCUCCGUGGGCUAUUGUCAA
Molecule: messenger RNA, 2457 nt
Organism: Pollicipes pollicipes
Lineage: Eukaryota; Metazoa; Arthropoda; Thecostraca; Pollicipedomorpha; Pollicipedidae
Gene: Ih
Product: hyperpolarization activated cyclic nucleotide gated potassium channel Ih
Biological process (GO): regulation of membrane depolarization; potassium ion transmembrane transport; sodium ion transmembrane transport
Cellular component (GO): HCN channel complex; membrane
Molecular function (GO): voltage-gated potassium channel activity
Source: RefSeq, a predicted model, not a curated record